AGAUGUCGAAUGAUACCUACAAGUUACUAUAUCCAUGUAUAUAUGUACACACAUACAUACAUACUGCUGUACACUAACAUUAUUUCAUAUAUUGAACAGCUGACAGUUGUAUGUAGCUGAACUCGCGGAACGAUGAAACUUGAAACACGAAAACACUGAAUCUUGUUUCAGAUAUUUUGUUGUCGUGACAACUCAGCGGGAGAUUUUUACAUUAUACGUUUAUGAAGUUAAUAUUUGAUUACAUAAAACUUCAAGUAUUUGUCAUUUAGUACAAUUUAUUUUAACACAACAAUAACCUGUGAAUAAGUAUAAUAAAACUAAAUAGUUAAUUUUACAGUCUAGUAUAGAAUUAUUUUUACUAUAAUCAUACACGAUGUAUUUAAACUUCUAAUUACGAUUUAAACGCACUGAUAUAAAAAUAAGCUUAAAUAUAAAAGAUUGUUUAUUUUUCAUAAUAAGUUCCAUGUACCGACGACUAUCUACAUAUGUACUGUAUACAUAUAUACGGUAGUUGUACAUACUUGCGUACAUGUAUAUGGUUUCGCGAUCUUGUCGGCCUUGUGGAUAGUGAUAUGAGAGCUUUCAGUAUCUACUGUGUUCAGUAGUUCCGCGACACCCGUAACGAGAGUGUUAAAGAUGAAUAAGUAAAUUAUUUAAAAUGAAACAAAAAAAGAUAUUGUUAUUUAGUUGAAACUUUAUGGAUAUAAGUUAUCUGUACAGGUUUUGACGUAAACAAAUACCACCGAAUAGUUGUUAAAUUAAUAAAUAUUUUAUUUUAAUACUCAAACUGAUGGGUGAAAUUGACAUCUUGUGUAGUAAAAUUUGUUGAUCUUCCGAAAAUCGACAUGGAUACAUCUAGUUUUCCUCAACUUUUUGCGGCAAUAAAAAAUUUUUUACAAGUUCAACGCAUUAAAGAAAUAGAAUGGAUGAAUCCUCGAGCAUGUAUAAAUGAAGCAUACAAUCCUACAACCAUAGAGCAUGUAGCAAAUGUGGCUACUCAUGGAAUAUGGAUUGUACCAUCUGUUAUGGGAUGUUUAGAACUUAUCCGUCGAUCUAUAACAUUGACACAAUUUGUAUCAGCUUAUGUUUAUGGUACAUCUUUAAUUCUUGUUUUUGCAGUAUCAACUUUUUUUCAUAGUGUGCAUUACUGCAAUUAUAACAGGCGACUUAAAGAUGCGCUACACCGUUGUGAUCGUGCUAUGAUUUACAUUUUUAUUGCUGCUAGUUAUUUUCCUUGGUUGAAUGUAGACCAUUUCCCUCAUGAUGAACUAUUGUUUACAAUGCGUUAUGCUAUUUGGAUUAUGGCAAUAAUAGGAAUACUUUAUCAACAGAUCUUCCAUGAACGAUAUAAAAUGUUAGAAACAGUUUUUUAUUUAAUUAUAGGAGUUGGUCCUAGCAUUGCAAUUAUUAAUGUUUAUAAUUACUAUAACAUUACUGAGCUAAAAAUGGGAGGACUUAUCUAUGUUACUGGCCUGGUAUUUUUUAAAUCUGAUGGUCUCAUACCCUGUGCGCAUGCUAUUUGGCACCUUUUUGUUGCUGCAGCAGCUGGAUUUCAUUAUUAUGCAAUAUUGUGUCAUGUUUUCCCUACAACUGGUUCUCCAGAUAUUUAUGUAGCAGCAGGUGUACCAUCUUUACCUGAGUUAAUGAAUUCUCAUAUUGAUGAAUUAUGAAAAUGCAAAACAAAAUAUUAUUCUUCUAUAAAUUGAAAACCUGGAAAAUUAGGAUCUUUAGGGUACAAAUUUUAUUGAAGAUUGUAUUUUGAUUGCUGUGUCCAAAGGACUUUCUUUUAAGAAUUAGAUUCAAUUGAUAGGUACUUUUAUGAAUAGCAAUUUGUGUAAGUGUACAUGUAUAUUAAGAAUGUGUACCAUAUUCACGAGAAGAUGACACAGAGAAAUUCCAUCUAUUUACCAUAUACAGAUUAUACCUAAGAGUAGAGUCCCCUGCAUCCCACUGUCAACAUCUGUGCCAUUUUCUCGCGGACAAGCAGUAUAUACAGUUUUCCCUUGUUGGCAUUCCAUGAUUCAGGCAAGUCAAUAAAUUGCUAUCGAAUAAUAAUAAACACUAAUUCCUAUUGGUUGGCAACUUGGAUAUAUUGCUAGAUGAGAGACAAAGAGAAGAACUACUGGAUACGAUCUAAGACAGUGAUGAUAACAAGAUGUUAAAGGAAAAUUGUUCAGUAUUUUUUCUGCAACGUCGCGCGACUCGAGAGAAUGUAAGAUGCUUAGAAUAGUGAAAGUCAUUUUGCCUUUGCUCCAAUUGACUGAUUUUUUGCUGUCACUUUGCGAUUCGCAAUGAUUCUAUCAUAAGAUAUUUUGGCAGAAUUGGAAAAGCCACGUUACAGAGGGAAUACUGUAGUUUCUGUGCAAUAUGUAAAUAUACUUGGAAAGUAAUUAUGAUAAGUACCUGAAUUAGAGAAUGAAAAUUACAUUCACAAAUUGUGGAUGUUUAUUAAAAUGUUACUAAAAAUGUUAGUAAAUUUGAAUUGUGGUAUAUAUUUAUAUAUUUAAAAAAUUGACAGCAUGGAUUUAAAUUAGUAUGAAAAAGCAGCACUAUUUAGCAGU
This is a messenger RNA of Megalopta genalis, 2561 nucleotides long. Its product is annotated as monocyte to macrophage differentiation factor. NCBI's taxonomy places the organism in Eukaryota, Metazoa, Arthropoda, Insecta, Hymenoptera, Halictidae. Gene Ontology annotation, cellular component: membrane. The record is from RefSeq and is a predicted model, not a curated record. Gene Ontology annotation, molecular function: pore-forming activity.